AGUAUAUAAACCUUACCUAAUUCCAAGCUUCCAUGGAAGGAAACAAACUUGGAUGCCAAAAAAAAGAACCCUGAAUUCAGCCAUAUAUAUUCGUUAUUUUCCAAAAUACUAAGAAAAAAACUCGACCCAUCAUGCGAAAACUUCAACUUUCUCUUAAUCUUGCUCGAAAUUCUUGAUUUUCUCAUUUCUGAUCAUCUGGGUUUUUAGUCAGUGAAGAAUCUUGUACACAUUAAUGGCUUCCUGCAGUAUCCCUUGCAGUUCGCAGCUCCAAUUUCACUCCAUUUCUUUCAGAAAGAAUUUCGCCUUCAAUUCACAUGGCUCUCAUGGGUCACUAGCUUUUGCCUCGAGGUUGAAGCAACAAAAGGCCAUUACAUGUAAUUCCACCGCUUCCAAACAACAAUUUGAGAUAGUUUAUGAUCCUGAUGAAAGGAUAAACAAGUUAGCUGAUGAAGUGGACCGGGAUGCUCCUCUUUCGAGGCUUACUCUGUUCUCACCUUGCAAGAUUAAUGUUUUCUUGAGAAUAACUAAGAAGAGGGAAGAUGGAUAUCAUGAUUUGGCAUCUCUCUUUCAUGUGAUAAGCUUAGGGGAUACUAUUAAAUUCUCUUUGUCGCCAUCGAAGAAGGAUCGUCUUUCUACCAAUGUGUCUGGGGUGCCCCUUGAUGAUCGAAAUUUGAUUAUCAAGGCUCUUAACCUCUACAGGAAAAAGACCGGCAGUGACAAAUUUUUCUGGAUCCAUCUCGACAAAAAGGUACCAACUGGAGCAGGGCUUGGUGGAGGAAGCAGUAACGCUGCAACUGCUCUGUGGGCAGCCAAUCAGUUCAGUGGAUGUCUUGCUACUGAAAAGGACCUUCAAGAAUGGUCGGGCGAGAUAGGAUCUGACAUUCCCUUCUUUUUCUCAGAUGGUGCGGCCUUCUGCACCGGGAGAGGUGAGAUUGUACAGAAUCUUCCACCUCCAGUACCCUUGGAUGUUCCAAUGGUUCUCAUAAAACCCCAGGAAGCAUGCUCUACAGCUGAAGUUUAUAAGCGCUUACGAUUGGAUCAAACAAGCAAGGUUGAUCCUUUAUCAUUGUUGGAUAAAAUCACAAAGAAUGGAAUAUCCCAAGACGUGUGUAUCAACGAUUUGGAACCUCCUGCUUUUGAGGUCCUCCCAUCUCUUAAAAGAUUGAAGCAGCGGAUAAUUUCUGCCAGCCGUGGAGAAUUCGAUGCCGUAUUUAUGUCUGGGAGUGGUAGCACAAUAGUAGGGAUUGGGUCCCCAGAUCCUCCGGGCUUCAUAUACGAUGACGAAGAAUUCCGGGACGUAUUUUUGGCAGAGGCAAACUUUCUCACCCGUGAGCCAAAUAAAUGGUAUCAAGAACCCGCUUCGUCAUCCGCUUGUAGUCCGCCUUCUGAGCAUCCUGAAUCAUCAUCAGCUAGGUAGCUUCCUCCGAUCAAAAACUAGAGGUUCACCUUAUUGUUUUCAUAUUGUAGUGAGAAUUUGUGUAUCCACAGUUAAAACCACAUCCUCCAUUGACAAUCUUGGAGAAAGUGAGAUCUUGAGCUCUCUUUUUGUGACCAACAACCAAAUCUUUGGUCUCUAAGGAGAAAUAUAUAAAAAGAAAAGAAGUAAACAAGAUUUGGAGUUA
This is a messenger RNA of Cucumis melo (muskmelon), 1622 nucleotides long. Its product is annotated as 4-diphosphocytidyl-2-C-methyl-D-erythritol kinase, chloroplastic. Gene Ontology annotation, molecular function: ATP binding; 4-(cytidine 5'-diphospho)-2-C-methyl-D-erythritol kinase activity. NCBI's taxonomy places the organism in Eukaryota, Viridiplantae, Streptophyta, Magnoliopsida, Cucurbitales, Cucurbitaceae. The record is from RefSeq and is a predicted model, not a curated record. The transcript has 11 exons. Gene Ontology annotation, biological process: terpenoid biosynthetic process. Gene Ontology annotation, cellular component: chloroplast. Bases 233 to 1417 code for a protein of 394 amino acids.